GAGCAGUGUGAGAAGUGUGAGCAGGGUGUUUUUCACCCUUUACCAAACACAGAGACCACUGGUAAGUUCCAGAAAAUCACCAGCAGAGAAAUUUAUAUCCUCAAAUCAUCUCACAGAGUGACAAGACUGAGAAGUGCUUCUAUUAACCUGAAAACACAUUAAAAGUUAUACAGGAUGCUCUGGAUCCCCUGGUUCGCUGUGCUCCUUCUUCUCCUCACCUCAGAGUCCUGCAGAUGCUCCCCAGGACCUUCUGCAGGACUGUGGGUGUCCUGCGCCUCUCAAGGCCUCAAGCAAAUUCCCAAACUUCCCACAGAAACCACUGAACUGCACCUACAGCACAACCAGCUCAGCACCGUACCGGCAGGGCAUUUCGACGCGCUCAGAGACCUGCAGCUGGCAAACCUGUCGGAGAACCCCUUCCACUGCGGCUGCAACAUCCGCUACCUGCGCUCCUGGCUCCUCAGGAACAAAGCUCUGGUCCCUGUGGCCCCGGAGUGUGCCAGUCCCCCAGCCCUGGCCCUCAGAUCCAUAACGGAGCUCAGUGAGGAGGAGUUCUCGGGCUGUGCGCCGACCCUGUGCUCCGGGCUGCUGUAUAACUGCAGCGUGGGCCUGGCGCUCUGCGGCCUCAUCGGCCUGCUCUUCUGGUGCUUCCGCCUGGCCAAAGACCUCACCUUCAUCCUGGGCAUCGGAGAGAGGCACGUGGGGCUGGAGGCCGAGUCCCUGCGCUCGCUCAAACCCAAGCACAGGAUGAGGAUCGGGGCCGGUUCCUCCCUGCAGAGAACUGACGAGCUGGAGAGGCCUCUGCUCAACAUGGAGAUCCUACCACAGAUCAUCGAUGCCUUGCACAAGCAGCACAAUAUAAAGAUCAAAGAAACAUGAACAAUAAAGAAAAAAAGUAGAAAAAAGUAACAGGCACAAGUAAGGGUUAUAUUUUAGUGAUGAAAAACAUAGAAAUGCUGUUUUUUUUUGUCUAUAUCUUUGGGACACGGCUGGGAAAAGACGCCCUUAUAAGGAGAUCUCUCAGACCACCUCCUGAAGAGGUUUGAGUGAUUAGAUUCGGAUCUGUUUUAAACACGUCACAGACCACCUUGCAUAAAUUGUGCCAUUUUUAGAAGACAAUGAAUGCACCUAAAGUAUGAAUUGUCAAUGAAGUUGAAUGAAUAUAACAUGCAUUAAUAAAGGCACAUGCUCUUCUACA
Astyanax mexicanus (Mexican tetra) is the source of this 1198-nucleotide messenger RNA. It is a transcript of the gene gp9, whose product is annotated as glycoprotein IX (platelet). The coding region runs from base 175 to 879 and encodes 234 amino acids. The record is from RefSeq and is a predicted model, not a curated record. The transcript has 2 exons. Lineage: Eukaryota; Metazoa; Chordata; Actinopteri; Characiformes; Acestrorhamphidae.